Misgurnus anguillicaudatus (oriental weatherfish) is the source of this 4928-nucleotide messenger RNA. The record is from RefSeq and is a predicted model, not a curated record. Lineage: Eukaryota; Metazoa; Chordata; Actinopteri; Cypriniformes; Cobitidae.
AAAUAAAUUGACAAAUAAUUUAUUUCCAUUAAAUAAUUAUUUCUACAAAUGAAGAGUUUCGUUGCAAAACGAGAUAACCACCGUUUUUUUAAUUGUUCAGAAAUCUCGUUUUUUGGUUGUGCAUUCCAGUUAAUUUCAAUGCAACUGCAGUUGGUUUGUUUUGAUUUAAACCUUCAUAACUUAAAAAUACAGCUAAGUAGCACCAUAAAACAAAAUAAUAACAUGAUAACAUAAUAAUAAACAUGUUUUGUCAAAAAUGUUAAAAAAAUGGAUUUAUCUCGUUUUGCAACGAAACUCUUCAAAUAUACAGUAGGAAAACACAAGAUUACAUGGUUUGUGAUGCACAUGGUAUGGUGCUUUUACUGUGCAUUCACACCAGAUGCGAAUGAUAAAGCGCAAAAAUCGCACUAUUCGCACAUAGUUGAACAUUUUGAGUUAACUAGCUUCAUUCGCACAUGAAAUUCCUGCCAUUCGUUGGUAUCGCGCUGCAGGAUGUCUACAGUGUCUUUGCAUUGACUUUAAGCGACAAUGUGUAGUUUUUAAAGUAUUUUAUUAGUCAAAAUCAAUGUCUUUAUUCAUAAAUAUGUCCUCAUUGGUGUCAAAUUACGUCUGCCAAUGAUCUGACUUUUCUUUGUAAGCUUAGAAUUUCUCCUCUUUAUUUACAUUGAACGGGUAAGUAGAAAAAUAGCAGAGAGAGACAAAAAGCACUAGCCUACUGCAACGCGUUUUCGUUCAAAACACGUGAACCAGCUGAAAUGGAGAUAAGUGAGAACAUAACGGCUACCAGUUGCAACACAUGUUUGGAAAAGCGAGGCACACUAUUUGUUUGAAAGCAAAAUAAAAUUUCACCACUAGAUGGGGGAAAUCCUACUUAUUGUCCCUUUAACUUGUAAAUGGACCCUUUAACAGCCCACAUGAUCAAAUAGUUGCAUGCACAUUUUGUCAACGGAAGUGUUGUUGUUCCCCAGUGGUUCUAACGUGUUAGCACCUCAAAAGGUUUUCAAAAAUGGUUUCCCAGGAUUAAAAUGUCUGGCUCUUGCGUUUAUGGUUGCACUAAUAUUUGUAUAUUUUUAUUAUAUAUUUAUAUUAAAUAUUUGGCCAUCUGCUAACAUCUUCUAUCCACUCCACUAUAGUACACGGAUCUGGUAGCCAGAUACUAUUUGAUAGUAAUUUUUUUGCAUAGCUUAACACGCUGCUUAUUCUCACCAUACUUAUGUUGCCAAAAUGCGCGCAUGCGUUGCUACAUCAUCAUUGUGUACAAACGGGGUCAAAAAAAAAGGGGUCUAUAACUUGCGCUUAAAGCUGCCAUUGGCAACUCUGGAGGAUUGAGCCGAUUCCAAAUGUUGCGCUAAUUGGACCAAGUGAACCGGGAGCGGUGGAUUUUUGCAAAACAAAUAACAGGCUCUAGGUGGAGGUAGAAGGUUUUUUUUCUUAAACAGUCUAAUUUAUGUUGUUCUAUCGGAGCAUAGUGUUGGUUUCAGUGAAAAUGAUCAAAAAUAUGAUCAAAAAAGUUGCCGGCCACAGCUUUAAAGCAACACCAAAGAGUUUUUUACCUUAAAAUAAUGUUUCCCAAAAAGUUUCAGUCGUUCAUCCACUCGAAACAGGGUGAACGGCACUUUCACAUUCGCUUUGCGUCCCAAAACCGCACUAAAGAAGUUUCCAACCGGCAGGUCGUGGUCCUGUAGUUCGAGUGAAAACUACAAAAACUUGCUUUACGCAGACCUACAAUCCAAUCAGAGCCAGCGUUGAUGCAGUAUUUACCAGGGGUGCAAACUUGUCACCUUUCGGCGAAAUUCGCCGUUUUUUGAUACAAAAUAGGUCAUUCUUGUGAUUCGUCUAGAUCCGAUGAGUUUUUCAAAAUGAGGGGUGAGGGGGGUCUGCGACAUAGUAGCAGUAAAUUAAAUUAUGAAAAUCAUGUCCAGCUAUUGUGGUAACGAUGUCAAAUUACUAGCCAGUUUGGCGGGUUAUGUUUUACAAUUUAUAGCCACCUCAUUUGCUGCCGAAGUUUAAGCAGUCUGCAGAUUGAGUGCACAUACUUAACUCGUAGUAUUUUCUCAUUUGAGGUUACGUGCCCACGUCACGUUGCUGUGCGCGUGGUCAUAAAGCUUAACAUUUGUUCACGCACCGCAGUUUUAAGUUAAGUGAUUUUAAGCCAUUGACAACAGUGCUAUAUGCGCUAUAUACCUGUUUCUGUUUAAGAGGAGCGUGCAAGCCGCGUAUCCGCUUAUAUAAGAGCGCAUGUGUCUUGUCACCUUUUUCACCCCUGAUGAGUUUGCACCCCUGAUUUACGACAGUGGUAAUGGACAAUUACGCUUCUAACCUGUAGGGGGAGCAAAGAGCAAAAACUCUUUAGUGUUGCUUUAACGCUUCUUCCGUGUCUGGUGUGAAUGCACCAUUAGACAGAGAGAGGCUGUUAUUUUAAAUCUAAGUCUGUAAAAACCGUCAUUUUUUGUAAUUUACUGUCGUUUUAUCAUUAGAUUAUCAGACUACAAUCACAAUUAAACUACAGAAAUACAUUUCUUAUCCACUUUGAACGGUAGUAUUGCAAGAUUGCAAAUCUAUCCUUGACUUUUCUUGCACAUUUUUAAAUGUGUAAAUAUUUUUUUGCCUACAAAAGCACCCAUUAAAAAAUAAUUAACAAUUAACUUUGAAGAUAUUGCAUGGUCAAAAUAAUUAAUAAGUAGCCUAAUGGCCGUAUAUUUUGUUUAAAAAAGUAAGUACAUAUGUACAUUUUGUAUUUAUAUUACUGCAGUAUUAUUAACAUUUGUUAAGUAGAAACAUUUUUUUUCCAUAUAUUCUCUACAACAUCACAAUAUGCGUCUUCUGAUCGUGAUAACCUCUAGUCUUGAAAUAUCGCGUGAUGAGCGCUGUUUCAACCUGUUUAAUCCUACCCCAAACCCGUUGCUGUAUCCUCUCUAGCCUCUCUAUAUUUUGAAACGCGGCUUUUAUUUUGCCUGCGAAGCUGCGUAUUCACGCCAGCUUCACAGAGUUGUGUAUUUCCUGCUAAUGUGCCUUACAACGUUUUUAACAAAAGACGAGUGAUUUAAGCGUAGUUUUUGUAAGGUCUGGGUUUAGCCUGUCGCGUGUGACGCGGCCGCGACGCACUGGACACCCAGGAUCGUCGUUUGCAGGACGCGUUCAUUGAUGUUUUCAUUGACGACGUUUAUUAAACGUGAGAAACUGUAGAAAUGUGAUGUGAUAUAAUUUUCUCGUUGUGUUGCAUUCAGCAAUAGUUGCCGUUAUAGGGAGACUAAACACGGUAUAUCGUGCGGAUGUGGAUCUUUCCUCGCAACUACUGUGUACUGAACAAUUCUUGAAUCUUUUAAUACUAAAAUUGUCAUUUAACUGUGUAGCGUCACAAUGAACAAAGAGUUUACUGAACUUGCCUCGGUUUGUGAUAAUAUAGCAAACUCUGACACCAUUGAAGAAAACACAGAAGUGCGUGAUAUGGAUACAUAUAAAUUAAUGGACGUAGAGGACAACACUGAAACUGAAUCUGAGGAAAUAGCAGAGGACUCUUCUGAGGAUGAAAGUGACCCAGAAUAUCAACCCAAAGAAACACUUAAGGAAAAACCAAAUACUACAGCAGAGGACUCUUCUGAGGAUAAUCAAAUAUUACAGUCCAGAGAUUGGAAAUUGUUGUGGUCUUCAUCUCCAUAUCCCAAAAAACCAGGGCGAGGUUCAGUUAAGAAUAACCUCAAGUUAAAACCAGGGCCCACAACAUACGCAAGCUGUCAUGCUAAAAAUAUAAAGUCGUGCUUUCAAUUGUUUAUGCCAAACAGUAUUGAAAACAUCAUUAUGCAUAUGACCAACAUGGAAGGGAAACGUUUGUAUCAGGAUAGCUGGACUAAGUUGGACAGAACAGAACUGCAAGCGUUCAUAGGUGUGACCAUUUUGUCUGGGGUGUACCGAUCAAAAAACGAGAGCAUUGAAAGUCUGUGGGACGACCGAACGGGCCGGACAAUUUUUCAGACUAUAAUGACAUUAGGGCGGUUUAAAAGUCUCUCGGGAAUCAUUCGCUUCGAUGACCACGAGACAACAUGUGCCCGACUCCAAAAAGACAAACUUGCUCCCAUCAGAGACGUUUGGGACAGAUGGGUUGAUCUUCUUCCACGCAUGUAUAAUCCUGGCCUGGAGGUCAGUGUUGUGGACCAGCUGAUCACUUUUAGAGGUCACUGUCCUUUUAGGCAAUGCGUACAGCGUAAAACAUCCAGAUGUGGAAUAAAAAUCUGGGUGGUUUGUGAUUCCAGGUCCGGCUAUGCGUGGAACGUGCAGCUGGACACCGGCAGAGCUGCAGAUGGAAAAGCGAAAAAGAAUCAAGGCAUGCGAGUUGUGCUUGACAUGACUAAGGGUCUCUGUGGACACAACAUCACAUGUGACAGCUUUUUUACCUCCUAUGCCCUCGGCAAGGAGCUGCUCAAGAGAAAGCUUACUAUGGUUGGCGCGAUCAAACAAAACCAACCUGAGCUCCCACCUGAAGUGGUGAACAGCAAAGGCAGACCUAUGUUUUCUUCCAAGUUUGCCUUCACGGGGACACACGCUCUCAUGUCGUACGUUCCACGAAAAAACAAAAAUGUGCUUCUAAUGAGCACACAGCACAGGAAUGCAGUUGUAAAUGGCAAGAUGCACAAAAAGCCCAAUAUAAUGCUGGAUUACAAUCGUAACAAAGCAGGAGGAGACAAACUUAACCGGGUAUUUUACUCUAUGAUAUGUUUUGUUUUAUGGUGUAUUCUGUGACAUGCUGUCGUUUCAGUGUUGUUUACUGGUUGGUUUUUGUUGCAGUGCAUUGGCGCUUACACUUGUAAGCGUAAGACAGGUCGCUGGCCCCUGAUGGUGUUCUUCAACAUGUUAGAUGUCUCUGCCUACAAUGCCUUUGUGGUGUGGACAGAAACGAACCCAGACUGGAACAAAUCCAAGAACACAAAUAG